GAGGCGCCGCGUCGGGGCGGGGCGGGGCGGGCCCGGGGAGACGCUCUGGGGUGCAGGGGUCCUUCCGGUGCCCUCUGGCCGUCCCUGCCCCUCCUCUUUCCGAGCCAGUGUCCAGGAUGCAGACAUCAGAGCGAGAGGGGAGUGGGCCAGAGGUGAGUCCCAGCGUGAUGACUGAGGCUCUCCCAGAAUCUCCACCUCCCCCUACCAAGACUGCAGCAGCCUUUGAUCUUUUCAACUUGGUCCUGUCGUACAAGAGGCUGGAGAUCUACUUGGAACCUCUGAAGGAUGCAGGUGAUGGUGUUCGAUAUUUGCUCAGGUGGCAGACACCUGUGUGCUCCUUGCUGACCUGCCUGGGCCUCAACAUCUUGUUCCUCACUUUGAAUGAAGGUGCCUGGUACUCGGUGGGUGCCCUAUUGAUUUCUGUGCCUGCCUUGCUGGGCUACCUUCAGGAGGUUUGCCGGGCACAGCUGCCCGAAUCUGAACUGAUGCGGAGGAAGUAUCACAGUGUAAGACAAGAGGACCUGCAGAAAGUUCGUCUUUCUCGACCCGAGGCCGUGGCUGAGGUGAAGAGCUUCUUGAUCCAGCUGGAGGCCUUCUUGACUCGCCUGUGCUGCACCUGUGAAGCUGCCUACCGUGUGCUGCACUGGGAAAACCCUGUGGUAUCGUCUCGGUUCUAUGGGGCUCUUCUGGGCACAAUUUGUAUGCUGUAUCUGCUGCCUCUCUGCUGGGUCCUUGCCCUUUUAAACAGUACACUGUUUCUGGGGAAUGUGGAGUUCUUCCGAGUGGUGUCUGAGUAUAGGACAUCUCUGCGGCGGCGGAUGAACCCCAAGCAGCAACAACGAGUCUUUGAGAGCCCACUACUGCCAGAUGUUGGGGGGAAAGGUACUCUUCUGGAUAGCACGCCUGCCCCCACUCCCACGGAGGACCUCACACCAGGCAGUGUGGAGGAAGCUGAGGAGGCUGAACCAGAUGAGGAGUUCAAAGAUGCAAUAGAGGAGGAUGAUGAGGGUGCCCCCUGCCCAGCAGAGGAUGAGCUGUCCCUGCAAGACAAUGGGUUCCUGAGUAAGAACGAGGUACUGCGCAGCAAGGUGUCCCGGCUCACAGAGCGGCUCCGCAAGCGUUACCCUACCAACAACUUCGGGAACUGUACAGGCUGCUCUGCCACCUUCUCAGUGUUGAAGAAGAGGCGGAGCUGCAGUAACUGCGGGAACAGCUUUUGCUCUCGAUGCUGCUCCUUCAAGGUGCCCAAGUCCUCCAUGGGGGCCACAGCCCCUGAAGCCCAGAGAGAGACUGUGUUUGUGUGUGCCUCAUGCAACCAGACCUUGAGCAAGUGACACAAGAGGCCAGGCUCCAAGAGGCAGCAGUCCUGGGGCCCCAGUAGAUCCCCACUCUCUCCACCCCUGGCCCCUGUGGCGUGUGCUGGGCGAGUGUGGCCUGAGUGCUAGGUAGGAUUCCCUGUCUGUCUCCUGCUGUCUCCAGCUUUGCUGGAGCAAUGCUGUGCUCAAAUCCCAGGGAGCCCUGGCUGUUUGCCCUGCCCUGUCCAGGGCCACAUGGGUUCAGGGACAGCCAGGGAGUGUCCACUAGAGGGCAGCAGAGAGCUAGGACUGCUCUCAGCUAGGCUUCUAUGGUCAGGGCUAGUCUGACUAGGCUUGGGGAUUCCAUGAGACCUGAAAUUGGGGAAAGUUCUUUCCUGGGGGUAUUGGGCUGGUCCCUCCACCUCAGGGAGCCUGUACAAGUGCUUGCAGCACUACACCCCAGCUCUGUGGUUUGAAUGUUCUUCCUCCAGGUACCAGCAUGUGACUAGUUUCCCAUUAGUGUGGACAGGCCUAACAAGACCAGUAGCAUUCUAGCAGGGCUGAAGUUUCCAGAUUCCCUAGAGGAGUUGUGUUCAGGGGGCUGGUCCAGACCUUCAGUGUAAGGUGAGAACAGUAUCACAAAGCCCCAUAAGGCAGAGACCUUAGCUUAUAAAUCUCAGCUUACUUAAUGCUGAGAUGUCCUCAGCCCUGCUGGAGUGGCUGUAGGGUAUUUGGAUCACUCCUGUUCUCCUGCCCUGAGGCUGGGGCACCCUUUCCCUGGCCUAGCACCACAUAUCCCUUUCCCAGCCCUUGUCCCAUGGAAUGUGAGGCCUGGUGAGCCGAGCGGAGGUCCUGAAACCCUUGACUUUUGAGGUCUUGGAAAGUGUGGGAUCUUGCUGAGCUGGGCCUUCGAUUCCUAGGCCAUUUGCUGGAGGGCAGGCUCAGUUAUGGGAUAGGGCCUCUUGGCCAGUUUUCUGUUCCCGUUGUUCUGUGGGGUCCAUUAUCUCAGCCUAAGCCCUUUAGCUGGCUCUGCCCUCUCUCCCCUGCCCCCAGCUGCCCUGCCUUUUCAAUGUAUUUAUUUAUUUAUUUUAUGGUUCCUGGGAACAUGCAGCACAAGGCGCGGGGUGGGGAGGAAGAGGACUUCUCCUGCCUGGAACUCUCUUGUGCAUCAUGGCCUGCCUGGGGCCCACAUCCACAGUGGCCCACAUCCACAGUGGAGAGGGAGGGAAGGUUGGCAGACAGGGUCCCUCUCAGUCCAGCUUCCUGCCAAGCCACACAUGAGGUGAAGUGCGGCCUGGCAACCAGGUGCCAUUCUGUGGGGAGCCAGGCAGGCUUAGCAUCCCCUUUGUCCUGGUGGGAGAUGAGAGUUAAGUGCUCUGUGCUUGUUUACAUUGGAGAACAGUGGAAAGGAUCUGUGUAUGUGGAGGAUUGUCAAUAAACGGCCUCAAGCUUC
Dipodomys spectabilis (banner-tailed kangaroo rat) is the source of this 2748-nucleotide messenger RNA. RefSeq names its product zinc finger FYVE-type containing 27 (gene Zfyve27). Gene Ontology annotation, molecular function: metal ion binding. The coding region runs from base 117 to 1334 and encodes 405 amino acids. NCBI's taxonomy places the organism in Eukaryota, Metazoa, Chordata, Mammalia, Rodentia, Heteromyidae. The record is from RefSeq and is a predicted model, not a curated record. The transcript is spliced from 12 exons. Gene Ontology annotation, cellular component: endoplasmic reticulum tubular network; growth cone membrane. Gene Ontology annotation, biological process: neuron projection development; endoplasmic reticulum tubular network formation; positive regulation of axon extension.